ACCUUUACAUUUGGUAACUCUUGUAUAUCAGCUUGCGGGAGUGUUGCUCUGUACACUUUAGUUGUAUUCCACCAAACAGGAAGGCCAAUAACCAACACUACACCAACCGAUAUGAACGAAACUACGGCACGUGAUUUUUUCUCAUCUACAAAAAAUAUGCCGAAAAACAUUGAAAAUUACACUCAAAGAAUACCUAAAUGAAUAUAUACAAACUUCAGAUAACAUAAGAAAGUUUUUAUUGUUACUUAGACGUAAAGAAGUAUUUAAAGUAGAAAAAUUGAAACAUUUAAAAGUAAUAUUGAGUUUUCCCUACCAUUUUCGUCGGCCAUGUUGCUUUUUUCCAGGAGGGUGUUGUACAAAUUACAAAUUUAAAUUAGGGGGAGCGGUCAAUUUUAUUCUCAUAUAAUGUAAAAAAUUUAAAAAUCCAUGCAAUUUUGUCAAAAAAUAUAUGUUUUUUUUUUGUAAAAUUUUGACAUGAAACCGGAAAAUUCGUUUAAUUCACUAAAAGAGGAUGGUUUGUUGGCUUCAGAUGCCCCAAAACGCGAAUACUUGAUAGUGACCGCUGAUGAUUUUGGCUAUGCACAGCAGAGAGACAAAGGAAUAAUAGAAGCGUUUAAUAAUGGAAUUAUAACCCGCGCAUCGCUGCUCGUUAACGGUUUUUCUGCUAGAACAACUGCUGUAAAACUUGCACAAGAACAUGGACUGAUAUUGGGCAUUCAUCUCAAUCUGACUGAGGGCAAGCCAGUUAGUGAGAAUGGCAAUACUUCCUUGACAAGUGAAGGGAACUGCUUUUUUCGCGGAAAAUUUGGAUUUAGAGACGCUUUAUCCCGUGGAGAAAUUAACAUGUCCCAUGUCGAGUAAUGAAUUUGGUUAAUUUUUACAAUUUUUGCAAAGAGUGAGGGUAAAUAUUCUGGGCGGGGGCAGAUCACCCAUACACUGAUCUAAGGGUGGGGUGGCCCCCUCCCUCUAACUGUUGACACCCCUACACAAAGUUAGCAUUGAUCAGUGGUUAUAAAACCCUCCUAAACCAACUAAUACAUGUUCUUGAUGAACACAAAUGUUUCACAAUAGAAUAGACAAUGGCCCAACGAAGGGCCUUCGCUCGAAACGUCGAAUUUCUCCUGGUAUUUUUUCGGGAAUCCCUACCAACCAAAGUUUUGUUAUAAUUGCCUCUACCUACACUGGCACAGGUCAACCACAAUUAUAUUUAUAUACUCAAUACAUUUCAGGAAUGAGGUCAAAGCACAAAUAGAAACAUUCAUUGGACAUGUAGGCUACCGUCCUAACCACGUCGAUGGCCACCAGCAUAUCCAUGUACUGCCAGAAAUACGAGACGUCAUUGCAGAAGUCAUGAACUUAUACUCUCUCAAUCAGAUACGCAUUCCAUUUGAAAGUGAGCUAGGUCGCUGGUUCGAUGGCAACAAUGACUUCUAUAACAAAGUUUUUGAAGAUGCAAGCACAGCAAUGGAUAUUUACACCAAGUAUCAUAUAAGGUUAGCAUUCAUUGAAAAUUUGGAAAAAUGACAGUCAUGUCCCAAAAAAAUAUACAGUAUUACCAUUAAAGCUACACAAUCAUCUAUUAAAUUUGUCAACCUGAAUAAUUGUAGCAUAUUAUUUACUGAGCAGGUGUGUACGCAUUGCGUACCUAUUUUUAUGCAUUUUUAUAAAUACGCCACAUUUUUAUUCUAUUUUCAAAUAUGGAAAAUUGUAUCUUAUGUGUUUAGAUUUCCAGCAUUAUUUAUGGGUAUAUCUUUGAUGGGCAAACAUACGAAUGUUGAACGAAUUAUCCAGACUUACAAAGCAACAAAGACCCAGCAACAACCACCACCGUCCAUCUGUGAGUUCAUGGUGCAUCCUGGGUAUCCAUGUGUUGGCAAUCAGGGGGGUUGUGGACAAGGCCCGGAUGAAUUUGCUUGCUCCACGGAACGGGAGCACGAAUUGAAUGUUUUAUGCAAUUCCAAAUUGAAGCGUACUUUGACAGAGUUCAAUGUCAAGUUGAUAUCGUGAUUAUAAACUGCUAGUACAUCUGUCCGUUUGACGCGUUUACGCAUACGAAAUUAAAUACCAAGUAUAAAAGAAAUUAAAGAUCAAACAAUUUUAUUUUCACAAGAACUUAAGAUAGGAAUAUACAUACAGCGAAUGGAAGUAAAGUAUUAAUCAAAUACUAAAUAAAACUCGCUAAGUAAAAAUUAUACAUAUUGUAUUUACAGAAAAUGUAUAUUAUAGUAAAUAACCUAAUUUCGAAGACUAAUACAACAUUUUUCGAGCAAGAAAUGGAAAUAUUUGAACAACGUAAAUAAUAUAAAAUGGGACGAAUGAAUGGUAAAAUUAACUAAAAAGAAAACUAAAAUCCUACUAGUUCAUGCAGUAUAUCACUUUUUUAAACGUUAAAUUUACGUAAAAUUGACCGACCUCCGACCCGCCAUACUCGGCAUAUAUUUCUUAAAAUUUGUACCUAAUGCCACUUUUUACAACGUACGCCUAAAACCUUACAAUUUAUGCUUAAAUUGUUCGUCUUCAGUCGAACCCUUAAAAGCGGUCACUGAACUGUUUCCACCGCUCACCGCCAUAGCUAUGGCAUCGUAAUACGACACUCCGACUUCACGUUGAUGUUUGUGCGCCGUGAAACCAAACUUCGCUUGAUUGAAUUCGUCUUCUUGUAUUUUCGUAUACGCCGUCAUGCCAUUGUCUCUGUAAUCACGAGCUAACUUGAACAUGGCAUGAUUUAGAGAGUGAAAACCAGCCAACGUUACGAAUUGGAAUCGGUAACCAAGUCGUCCCAGUUCUUUUUGAAAUACAGCGAUUUCGCGGUCGUUGAGGUUAGCCUUCCAGUUGAACGAGGGGGAACAGUUGUACGCGAGCGGCUUCCCAGGGAAUCUAGCGUGGACAGCUUGAGCAAAUCUUCGUGCUUCCUCUAUGUUCGGUUUGCUUGUUUCGCACCAGAGGACGUCACAAUAGGGUGCGUAAGCCAAGGCUCGCGCGAUGGCUUGAUCUAACCCGGCACGACUGCGGAAAAAGCCUUCAGGGGUUCGUUCUCCUGUUAGGAAAGGUUUAUCCCGAGGAUCAAUAUCCGACGUCACUAACCCGGCCGAGUUGGCAUCGGUACGGCCAACAAUAACGGUCGUCACGCCCAUGACGUCAGCAGCUAAUCGCGCGGCGUUCAAAAGUCGGAUAAAUUGUUGAGUGGGUACCAGGACCUUGCCGCCCAUGUGACCACACUUCUUCUCCGAGGCCAGUUGGUCUUCCAGAUGAAUGCCCGAGGCACCAGCCUUGAUCUACACGAAGAGUGAAAAAUAUUUUAGAAAACAAGUUUAAAAACUAAGC
Messenger RNA from Paramuricea clavata, 3324 nucleotides. The record is from the annotation of a GenBank genome assembly. Lineage: Eukaryota; Metazoa; Cnidaria; Anthozoa; Malacalcyonacea; Plexauridae.